AUGGAUGAAGUAGCACAUAUACCUUUAGGACUUACUCGUGAAAACAUUCAGUCCAUGUAUUGGCGCUGGCAGAUGCUCCGUAAUCAGGGUGCAGUAGAAGCGACUAAUGCAGAGUUUUCUCAACUUUCUAUUAUUCUUAAAGCGAUUCAACAAGCACAAUAUCAUCGCCAUCAAAAUAUGAAGCAAGGAUCUUUAGUCAAAACAGAGAAUGUAGAAACUGCACCUAGAGAGGCAUUAGCUAAGACAUUUCAGGCAGUACAGGCACCUCAUGUAGCACAUGUUGUCAAGGAAGAAGAAAAGAAUGGAGGAGACCAGGCGAUAUUUACUUCAGAGCAGCUAACAACGUUGCGAAAUCAAAUUUUAGCAUUUAAAUUGAUUUCUAAGAAUUUACCAGUCCCUGCAAACAUUCAACAAGCAAUAUUUGUAAAAAAACCACCGUCCUCUACACUCCCACAAGGAGAAUUAGAAUGGCUGAUGCGACAAGAACGACGAGAAUCAGAAGGAACAUUGAAAGAAAAAAAUUUAGAAACACCAAUCAUACCAGAAGAGGAGGGUGCUUCGACUCUUUCAGAAUCGCCGCAUGCAGAAGGAAGUAAUUUAUCUCUUUUGAGCUCUUCGUUUUCUAUGGCCCAUCAAGAAAAAUUACAUCAACGUGUACUGGUACCGAGUAUGAUGCCAUCUGGUAUUGAUCCUAAAAAAAUUUAUAAUGAAAGGAAACUUGCGGUUGCCCAUCGUAUAGCUAAUCGGAUUUCUGAAUUAGAACGUCUGCCUAGUACUCUUGAAGAUAUAUAUGUUACAAAUACGAGAAAAAAGACUCAUAAUUUCAAAGAUUUGAAUACCUCAAAUAGGCUUAAAUUAAAAGCUUUAAUUGAACUUAAAUCAUUGAGGUUACUUGAUAAACAAAGGAUGUUACGUGAUGAGAUUAUAUAUUCUAUGACUCACUUUAAUACAUUGACAGCAUCAUCCGAUAGAGCAGCAUUUAGGAGGAUGAAGAAAAGAUCAUUGAAGGAAUGUCGUCUUACAGAGGCAUUAGAAAGACAACAUAGAACGAAUAGAGAGCAGAUACAGAAACAAAAACAAGUGAGCUAUCUACAAGGCAUAUGUUCACAUGGUUAUGAUGUUAUACAAAAACAAAAGGCCUUGCAAGCAAAGGUCUUUAAGCUUGGUCGAUCAGUGCUUGCAUAUCAUUCGUAUAUUGAAAAAGAAGAGUCUAGACGGUUGGAGCGAACGGCAAAACAACGUUUACAAGCACUUAAAGCAGAUGAUGAAGAAGCAUACCUUAAACUACUUGAUCAAGCAAAAGAUACACGUAUUACACAUUUAUUGAAACAAACAAAUGCUUAUCUUGAUUCUCUUGCUCAAGCUGUUAAAGUUCAACAAAAUGAGUUUGGUACAGAAGAACAUAAUUUACCUGAGGAUAAGGAAAAUGAGGAAGAUGAUGAUGAUAAAAAAGCUGAUUACUAUAAUGUUGCUCAUAGAAUAAAAGAAGCAAUUAUUGAACAACCAUCACUAUUAUUAGGUGGUAAUUUAAAAGAAUAUCAACUUAAAGGGCUUCAGUGGAUGGUAUCUUUAUAUAAUAAUAGACUUAAUGGAAUUCUUGCCGAUGAGAUGGGUCUUGGAAAAACUAUUCAAACAAUAUCCCUUAUUACGUUUCUAAUAGAGAAAAAAAGACAGAAUGGUCCUUUUUUAAUUAUUGUUCCUCUAUCAACCUUAACAAAUUGGACUUUAGAAUUUGAAAAAUGGGCGCCCUCUGUUUCAAAAAUUGUUUAUAAAGGGCCACCGCUUGUUCGAAAGCAUAUUCAACAUCAAAUUCGACAAGGAAAUUUUCAAGUUCUUUUAACAACAUAUGAAUAUGUUAUAAAAGAUAGACCAGUGCUUGGAAAAAUUAAAUGGGUUUAUAUGAUUGUUGAUGAAGGUCAUCGUAUGAAAAAUACUCAGUCUAAGCUUAGUUACACGUUAACUACAUAUUAUUCGUCGAAAUAUCGCUUAAUUCUUACAGGUACGCCUUUACAGAAUAAUCUUCCUGAAUUGUGGGCUCUUUUGAAUUUUGUUUUACCAAAGAUUUUUAAUUCAGUAAAAAGUUUUGAUGAGUGGUUUAAUACGCCAUUUGCGAAUACAGGUGGUCAAGAUAAGAUUGAAUUAUCCGAGGAAGAAUCUAUUUUAGUUAUUCGUAGAUUGCAUAAAGUUCUGCGACCAUUUUUAUUAAGACGUCUUAAAAAAGAUGUUGAAUCUGAAUUACCCGAUAAAGUUGAAAAAGUUAUUAAAUGCCAAUUUUCUGCUCUUCAAAGUAAAUUGUAUUCUCAAAUGAGGAGAAAUGGAAUGCUAUAUGUUAAUUCUGGAGAAAAAGGUCGUAAAGGUUUGCAAAAUAUUGUAAUGCAGCUUCGGAAAAUUUGCAAUCAUCCAUAUGUUUUUGAAGAAGUUGAAAAUAUUGUUAAUCCGGAAAAAGUUAGUGACGAUAAUCUUUGGAGAGUUUCAGGAAAAUUCGAUCUUUUAGAUAGAAUUUUGCCAAAAUUUUUUAGAACAGGACAUAGAGUAUUGAUUUUUUUUCAAAUGACUACUAUUAUGAAUAUUAUGGAAGAUUAUUUACAUUUUAAAGGAUAUAAGUAUUUGCGAUUAGAUGGGUCUACUAAAGCAGAUGAUCGUUCGGCAGCAAUGAGGGAAUUUAAUCAUGAAGAAUCAGAUAUUUUCAUAUUUUUAUUAAGUACUCGUGCAGGUGGUUUAGGACUUAAUUUACAGAGCGCUGAUACUGUUAUAAUCUUUGAUUCCGACUGGAAUCCUCAUCAAGAUCUUCAAGCUCAAGAUCGUGCACAUCGUAUAGGACAAACAAAAGAAGUACGAAUAUUACGACUUAUUACUGAAAAAUCGGUUGAAGAAAAUAUUCUGGCAAGAGCUCAGUACAAACUUGAUAUUGAUGGAAAAGUUAUUCAAGCAGGGAAAUUUGAUAAUAAAUCCACUGCAGAAGAAAGAGAAGCUUUUUUAAGAUCUUUAUUGGAAACAGAAAACGAUGAUAAUGCAGAUGGUGGAGAAGAAAAUGAAGCAUUUGAUGAUGAUGAAUUAAAUGAAAUAAUUGCUCGUAAUGAUGAAGAAUUAUCGAUUUUUCGAGAAAUGGAUGAAAAAUUACGAUUAGAAUCUCCAUAUGGUCCUGGAAAAAAGCUAGAGCGUCUAAUGUCUGAGGAAGAACUUCCUGAAGUCUAUAGAAGGGAUGAUUUUACUGAACCUGAAGAAGUAAUAUCUGCAACGGGUAGAGGUGCCCGUGAACGUGUUCAAAUUCAUUAUGAUGAUGAUCUUACAGAAGAACAAUGGCUAGAGACUAUUGAUCCAGGUGAACUUACUCCUGAAGAAAUAGUUCGAAAUAGAUCUGAAAAGGCAACAAAACGCCAAGAAAAUAAACUAAAAAAACACAAAUUGUUAUCUAAUUCAUCAAAUGGUUCUUCUGGGGUAGAAAUGAAUAAACGUAAACGUAAUAGAUUGAAUAAAACAAAUUCUAAUAAUUCUAACAAUGAUGAACGACGGAAACGUCAAAAAGUUUCUUCAAUUUCUAGAGAAAAAAAAAAUAGAAACAAAAAUUCAGUUGAUUCUUUAAGCUCGGAGGAAUCUAUAAUUCUAAAGGAUGUAUUUUUAAAAUGCUACAAUGCUGUUGUUUCUUCUAUAAAUCCUGAAACAAAUCAUUCUAGGGCUGAAAUGUUUUUGGAGUUGCCUAAUAAACGAAUUUAUCCGGACUAUUAUAUAUUAAUAAAAAAUCCUAUUGCUUUGAAUAAGAUAAAAAAACGAAUCGAUCAUUCUUAUUAUAAUUCAUUAGACGAUUUUAAGGCAGAUUUUUACCAAAUGUUCGAAAAUGCACGAACAUAUAAUGAAGAAGGGUCUAUGAUAUAUGAUGAUGCUAAUGCUUUAGAGGCAAGUUGUAUUUAA
This is a messenger RNA of Pneumocystis jirovecii RU7, 3909 nucleotides long. RefSeq lists its product as uncharacterized. NCBI's taxonomy places the organism in Eukaryota, Fungi, Ascomycota, Pneumocystomycetes, Pneumocystales, Pneumocystaceae. Gene Ontology annotation, cellular component: nucleus. The coding region runs from base 1 to 3909 and encodes 1302 amino acids. Gene Ontology annotation, biological process: positive regulation of transcription by RNA polymerase II. The record is from RefSeq and is a predicted model, not a curated record. The transcript has 9 exons. Gene Ontology annotation, molecular function: ATP-dependent chromatin remodeler activity; ATP binding; histone binding.